Messenger RNA from Scomber scombrus (Atlantic mackerel), 2532 nucleotides. RefSeq names its product myelin protein zero-like 2b (gene mpzl2b). The record is from RefSeq and is a predicted model, not a curated record. The coding region runs from base 134 to 742 and encodes 202 amino acids. Lineage: Eukaryota; Metazoa; Chordata; Actinopteri; Scombriformes; Scombridae. Gene Ontology annotation, biological process: cell-cell adhesion. The transcript has 4 exons. Gene Ontology annotation, cellular component: membrane.
AGGUGACUCGUUUUCUCAACUCAAGCGUAGAUUCACCAAGAGCCUCUUUUACUCCGAUAAAAACGUCGGUGACGUACGUGACUCCCUCUAUUACACUUACAUGAAGGGACUUUAACAGGGGAAUUAAUUAUAAAUGUCUUAUUUUAUGUAUCGGAUAUGGCCUCUUCUUCUCCUGGGAGGACUGCUGGUGCCAGGGGUGCGACAUGUCAGUGCAAUUGAUAUUUACACUCCAGCUGAGGUGGAAGCGCUCAACGGGACAGAUGUGAGACUCAAGUGCACCUUCAGCUCCACUCAUCCAGUGUCGCCCAAGACCCUCACAGUGUCCUGGAACUUCCGGGGACUGAAUUCAAGAACUGAUGAGUCGGUGUUUUACUACCAUGAAGUACAAUACCCUCCCGAGUCAGGGCCUUUUAAAGGUCAUGCGGUGUGGUCGGGAGAUAUUAUGAGAAAGGACGUCUCCAUCACCCUUCAGCAGGUGCAGCCAACCUUUAAUGGCACCUACGUCUGCCAAGUGCGCAACCGACCAGAUGUGCACGGCAGUAAUGGAGAGAUCACCCUCAAAGUUGUCAACAAAGUGUCCUACUCUGAGAUCGGCAUCCUGGCAAUGGCAGUGGGAGGCGCCUGUGGUGUAAUCCUGUUAAUCCUCAUCAUCGUUUUGGUGGUGAGGUACUGCAAGAAGAGGCACAUGGAAGACGAUAUUGAAAUGCACUCGCGGGAGUGGACGGACCCGACUGUGUGGUGAGGGCCAGGGAGCUGGAGCUCCUCUCCUCUCCUCUUCUUGGGACUGCUGUGGCUGUUUGGGUAGAGACAAAUGAAAGCAGGGGAGAAAGGUGUCUUUUCUUCCAUGUUUGCUCCUCCAAUGUGAUUCCCUCCUAUAUUAUUAUAGUUUAUUUGCUUCAGUAUUAGAUACAACGUGCCACCCUUCCCAGUUGUUGUAAUGCUACAUUGUUAUAUGUUCAUCUUUAUGUUUUAUAUGUUUUUACUGAAAGUUGCCCAUGAUUAGUGCUGAGUCGGAGAUGUAAAUAUGGAUUAAUUUGCUGUUCUUGAAACUUGGUUAUAAACCUCAAUUCACAGCAGCAGCUGACCGCACCAAUCAAAGCUCUUUUUAUCACAAUAACCCUGGAAUAGUUUGUUAUUACCACUUUAAAAAGACACUAGUUAUUUAAUCAGUAAGUUUUAUAGAAUUAUGCUUUGAUAAAUAAUCACUUGAAACAUGGUUAAUUAUAUCCCUGACAAUCACUUCAAAAACAAUGCUGCUGCAGUGAAUUGAGUCACAUCCUCUUAUUUUAAACCCAGAGAACCAUGAACUGGUUUUGGUGAAGAAAUGCUCACGCUCAUUUAAUGUUGUGGUCAUUUUUAUCCACGGAAAGGAAGCAGUGCAUCAGUUCUCUGGGGUGCUCUGGUUGGGUUCGUUUCAAGCUGAGCAUUCUGGGUAUUGUAUUCUUUCUCUGUAAAUCUUGCAAUGGACAUUUUCACAAGGUAAACCAGUGUAAGCCACUCUUUUGUUUAUUUGCUACAUUUAUCCAUGAAUAGCCCAUCUCACUGUUUACGUGUGUGUGUGUGUGUCGAUGCGUGCGUGUGACUGAUUUUGUUUUGGGGGCCUGCGUCAGUAAACCUGAAGAGGCAGUUCACCUGAAACUUGUGACAAAGGAGAAAGAAGUUGAUAGUUCAGACGAUGAGGAGUCUGAACCCAGCAGCGGAGAUGAUGAAGAGGAAGAAGGCAAAGAAGAUGGCGAUGAUGAUGAUGAUGAUGAUGACGAGGACGAUGGUGGUGAUGAUGAUGAUGAUUGAUAUCAGACAGAUUCCAUUGAUUAGAAUUCUUUUGCAAUUCAUUUAAAUGGGUGAAUUGUCCAUGUAACUUAUUGUACAGAUUUCAGUGCAGUGGCUGCUGAAAUGCAGCAUUGCAGUUAAAGUUAAUUUCAGCAUGUUUUCUAGAUGUGGUUUGAUGGAUUUGUGUCUCAUUUGUUGCACGUGAUGGAUGCAGCUUUGCUCUUCCAUUCUAAUUUGACUGGAUUUCCAUACAGCAACGACUAGAAAUGAAUUGCCUCAGAUCAAUGUCAUGAAUAUUCAUGAGUUUUCAUGUUAAAUAAAUGGGCUAUAGAUUUUUAAGAAGUGGAGCCAGUUUUACUUAGGCUGAUUACUUACAACAACCACACACUAAUGCACUCAGUGUUUGUGUUGUCUAUGCUGCCGUCAGAUCAAACAAUUGUUCAGCUCACUUUGUAAAAGUAUCAGCUGAGAGUAGACAAAUUAAAAGUAACAGUAAGAAACAGCUUUUAACUGUGUCACAGCUCAGCGUUACAGGGUUUUUGGAUGCUGCCUGAAAAGAUUAUUGCUUCCAGAUUUUCCAGCAUCAGAUUUACAAAUGAUAAACCAAGUAAGGGUGUUUACUACAGUACAUGGGCAACAUUGCACAAGUGAUUUUGUACUUUGAUUUUGUAUAUAGUGUUAAAUAAGCAGAGCCCUACACUUGUUGAAUGUCAUAUACAUAUGAAUUUAUCAAUUUUGGAAUAAAGACCUUUUUGAAAUAAA